Anastrepha obliqua is the source of this 6691-nucleotide messenger RNA. It is a transcript of the gene IRSp53, whose product is annotated as brain-specific angiogenesis inhibitor 1-associated protein 2. Gene Ontology annotation, molecular function: protein binding. Gene Ontology annotation, cellular component: nucleoplasm; cytosol. NCBI's taxonomy places the organism in Eukaryota, Metazoa, Arthropoda, Insecta, Diptera, Tephritidae. The coding region runs from base 304 to 3906 and encodes 1200 amino acids. The transcript has 13 exons. The record is from RefSeq and is a predicted model, not a curated record. Gene Ontology annotation, biological process: actin crosslink formation; plasma membrane organization; actin filament bundle assembly.
UGGCAGCGUGCGGUUGUGCCUUUUACUUUGCUUGCAUAUUAUCGUUGCGAGUAUUCAAAUAAUACAUACAACAACACAGAGUGUUUUUUUUCGGGUCAAAGCAGAAGAGAAGACGAAGUGUCGAUUCUUGUUUGUUUUUUUUUUUCAAUCUUUGCAUUCACACAAAACUUAACAAAAACUUGCAGUGGGAAAAAGAAGAAAAUAAAAGUCUUAGAAUUUUGUUUGUGGUGCAGGCUAAAACGUUGUCAACAAAAAUCACAAUAACAACAGCGAAAAUAAUAGACGCGGGUGCAAACAGCAAAGAUGGAGUCCGAAGAAAUAACCAAAAUGGUCGAUGGGGUUUAUAAGAAUAUAUUAGAGAAAUUCAAUCCAGGUGCGCGUCAACUCAUCUCGUCGGGCAAGGGUUAUCUCAAAGCCUUGCAUGGUGCUGCAUCUGCGUCACGCCUCUUCAAUGAAGCAUUAGCCAAGCUGGCAAUGAAUGCACAACAAAGUGGAACUAGCGAUAUUGGUGCGGCUCUGAUGAACGUUGUCAGUGUUUACAAAGAAAUUCAAGAACAACAAAUGAACAUUUUAAAAGCUUUCUAUGUCGAUUUAUUGGUGCCAUUGGAAACAAAUUUGGAGAAAGACACAAAAGUUGUACAGCACGAACAGAAGAAAUUCUUACAACAGCACAAAGUACGCAUGGAAAGCUACCAAAAGGCAGUAACCACAAUGAAGAAGCAACGUAAGAAAAAGGCCAGUCCUGAGAACACAGAAAAGGAGUUGAGGAAUCUGCAAGUAUUGGAGGAUCAAAAGAAGAAGUUGGACGCCUUCUGCGAACAAAGCUACAAAAAUGCCAUGACACAGGAACGCCGUCGGUACGGUUUCGUGCUCGAACGCCAAUGUUCCAUAGCCAAGCAUUGGAUGGCCUAUCACAGCACUGGCAAGAUGGUAAUUGAUAACAAUUUGGAAAAUUGGCAAGAAAUUGCCGCUUCACGUGAAGUGAUACCAGCGGCAGCAGUAUAUGAGACGGGCGGUGGCGGCAGCUAUAGCAAUGCCAGUAGUGGCAAGAGGAUGGAACGACUCAAAGAUGGUGAGGACAUGCAUGCCGUUGGCAGCUCAUCGUCAUCACAGCUAAAAAAAUCAUGCAGCGUGGACGCGCCCUACGGCGAUAUGCGUACCUUGCAUGAGAGCAAUGUGAGCUAUACGCAAAAUUCGCUGCCGCGCGCCAAAUCUGAUUUCAAUCUGACGACGGUGACGAACUCUAACGAUCACACCGAUCACGGACAAUGGGAUCAACGCCCUGUGGUGAAGGCGCUCUACGCUUAUAUGCCUUCAGGUGAAAACCAGCUGCCCUUCGAUGAGGGCGAUCGCAUAGCUCUGGUGGGCAGCAAGGCCAAGGGUUGGCAAUUCGGUGAGAAUUUACGCACUCAAAUGUUCGGUUGGUUCCCGAUCGCCUACACUAAUGCCGAGGGCGCUGGAGAGCGUGAGAAAUAUCGCACGAGUGAACGCCACCUCGAACGCAGCAACGAUCGUUACGAGAAUGUGCAUUACGAGCGCAAUGGCGGUAUGCGCAGCUAUCAGGAUCAAUAUAUGUCAGAGGUACAAAUGGAUCCUGCCAUGGAAAGCGAUUCAACAUACCGCCGACGCAAUAAUAGCGCCGAGGAAUCAUCGCCGACGCGUAUGUUUGGUGACACGUUCAGAAAUCAAAAGAAGUAUCGCCCUUCAGCCGGCACCAAUCCACGUCCUGGUCCACCACCUACACUUCCCGCACCAGUGCCAUCGAAUAGUCAAAGUCAAAGUACCAGUCGUAUAUUGAAUACAUCGCAAAGCUUUUGCGGCGCAUCGAAUGGUGUACCCUCAGUGGUGGAGCGUCGCAAGCAACACAAGCUACAAAAUGGCCCACAAGCCGCACAUAAUCGUUCCAUUCUCUCCGCCAAACAACAGUCCACAUCGAUGAGCGCUGGUGGCAGUCAAUUGAAACCCGCCGCGGCCGCGAAGACUUCAUUGCAUAGCAGCAAUGAUAGUGGCUUUGCCAAUGAGCCGCCGCCACAGCCCGAAAUUGACUACUCAGAUGAAGAGCAAACGAGUCGCGUGCCAAUACGUCGUCGAGCUGACACCAAUUCCCAUGUCUCACGAGAUGUUACCUCGUGGACAUUGAAUCGAAAUUUUCGCAACAGCGUUGACAGUCAAAUCGAUGACAAGAGUCUGCAUGGACUCAAUCGACAAAGUGGGAAAAUGCGUUAUGAUCUUAUCGCCAGCGAUGACGAAAUACUACAAGCCUCAAGUAGUGGCAUAAAACGUACCAAAUCCUUUUGGAAAUUUGGUGGACGGAGCGAGGAUAUAUUAGCUGGAAUGUCGCUUUGGCAACAUCGCGAUUUAGUGGCAGCAAGAAAUUUAGAGGACUUGCGCACCGAUAGUCCACAGCGUAAAGAGAAUGGACAUUCGGAACAUGAGGACGAACCUGAAAAUGAACGUGAACACGAGCGGGACCGGGACCGUGGAGGCGAGAAUGUACGUAAUAACGUCGAUAAAAAUGGCACGCUAACCAAGUCACAUUCCAACAAUUCAACUUCGUCGACGGAGAAGCGCCGCAAUGAUAGUGUGACCAGCAUGGAAGCAUAUGAUGAAGAUGAGAAUAUUUAUGGCAUGAGUCCGGUGGUGAAGCGUGAGAAUAUCAUUGUGCAGAAUCGCAACUCGAUACAAUCGAAUGCGACCACGAUGCGUGCUGAGUACACACCCAAAUCGCGCAUGAAGAUUAUGAAAACGAUCGAGAUUGAUAUUGAAAAUCCGACAGAGGGCGAGCGGCUGAGCACAAUUAAACGUGGACAGAAGGAAUAUCAGAAAGAAUAUCGUGAAACAACUGGCAUGUUGCCACAGGUGAAUAUGAAAAGUGGGCGCGCCAAUAUGCAUGCACGUGUGGAAAACGAGAACAAGAGCAAGGGUGGCAUGAAUGGUAUGCCGACGUCGCGCAAUACAAUAAGCAACAGCCACAAGAAACAUCAGAUCAAUAAUGUUGAUGCAGCAGCUGGCAAGCAUGCGAGCCUGCAACAGAUGAAAUCGAAUGGCAGUGGCGGACACCCACAGUCGCGUGGCAAGCAACAAGACUUUCCCCAGUCGACAGAGGAUGAGGAAGGUGACAGCGAUGACAAUGGCACACUCAAGAUGAGUGAUGUGAAUAAUUUCUUUGACGACAUUUCGCACGAGAAUACCACCGGCGGCAUGAUUAUGAAGACAGUAAAGCGCAAGGAUAUAUUGAAGCAGUACUACACCAGCGAAGAUGAGUCCGAUGACGUCGAGAUCAAAUCAACUAGUUCUGAUCCUUAUGAUUGCAUAGUGAUCAAUGAUCAUUUAGUGCGCAAGGACGAGAAACAUCGUCGCCAAUUGCACAACUCCUAUCAGGAGCAUCAAAUGGAAUUUCAAACAUUUCGCGCCACAACCACAUCAGCUAUGCAACAAGGCAACAAAAAGAAUAAGCUAACAGGUGGCGAGCAACGCAAUGGCGGUGGUGGUGGUAGCGGAGGCGGUGGAGUAGCUACGGGUGCUGGUAAGUCGAAGAAACAUCAGGAGCAACAAGAACGUGAACGUGAGCAUGAACGAGAGCGUGAGCGUGAGCGUGAUCGCUAUAGCAUGAAUAAUGGCUCAACGCUGACAAGGAACUUGAACGUAAAUCCAAAUUCCGCCAUGAACACGCCCACAGCAACGAUCCUGCCGCGAACGCGCCUCAUGAAAUCGAGCAACAUGACAAGUAUGACUUUAGAGCGCGCGACGAAAAAUAAAUCACGCGAAAAUGGUGGCGGUGGGGGUGGUAGUGACAAAGAGAAACAUCAUUAUGGCAAGACAUAUGGUCCGUGGUAUGAUUUUUGGGAUCAACAGGAUCAGCAUACACUCGUGAGCCAAAAGCCAAUGCAUAAUGGGAAAAUAUGAGAUAGCUUUAGAGGGAAAAUUUGGGAAGGAAUUUUCAUAGAAGAAGUGUUUUUUAGGAGAAGAAAGUAAGAGGGGAAUCGAUUGUGGGUAGGUAAAUGCAUUAAGUCAGCCAUUGCUAUGGGUUUCUAAGUAUUGGCACGCGGUAAUAUUUAAGUUACCGUGAAAAAUAUUGUGUAGCAAAAGAAGAUGGUCGCCGAAUUUGGAAUACAGUCAGCAUCAAGUUAUUGAAUAUGAAUUAUAUAGAGUUGUAAAAAAUAUUAAUACAUAAUUAGAAUAUUCCAUAGAAUUUCAACAGAUUCUUGGAGAGAUGAAAUAUGAAUUUCAGCAAUUUAUAAAGAAAACUAACUAAAAUUGUGUACAAUAUUUGCCAAGAGGUGUAAAAACUAUUCAAGGAAAAUAAAAGCUCAUAAAUUCUUUAAUAGCCAACAAGCUUGCAUAAAAUAUACUUUCAGUUAAUUUUAAAAUGGCUUGAAAGACUUUAGUGAGCCCUCGGAAUUUUGAGAAUGUGCAGCGCAGAUAUGGAUAGCCUGAACCGAUUCAAAACUACUUGAAGAUGCUUUCCAGUUGCUCAGUAAUGCAUACUAAUCAUCUAGCUUUGGCAGCAAUAUAACCCAUUACCCUUAGUGAACAAGAUUAUAGCGAAACAUUGUUUCCAUAUAAUUUCUAGGCUGCGCAAUUAAGAUCGCAGCAUGUUGCGAAAAUAUUUGAAGUCAAGAACUGCUAACCGUAUGCGCACGUUUUUUUUGUCAGUAGAGUUGUAUACAAUAUGCUGAUUGGAUGAUUAGGUGAUUGCCUCUCAGAGAAACAUAUACCUUAGCACAAUAUUGCUAGACACUCGCGGCUAGCAACAUUUGUGCGGUAGUCUGCAUGCACAUGCCCGCAACAUUAUUUGAAUUCUCUUUGAGUACUACGCACCACUUUAUUAACCUCUGUUUCUUAUUUUGUUUGUGUGGGAAAUAUCGCGUUUCAGUAGCAACAGCGUCAGGUACAUAUUGAUAGGCAUAUGUUGACAGCUACAUUUUGGCGGUAGUUCGCUUGUAACAUAAAUAUUUCCUAUCUGCUUGCUGUGCUCAUUGCAUAUGACUUCUGUGCCUCUCACAAAUGUUCGCAUCAUAUCGAUUGGCAACCUGUUGCUAACUCAUUUAAAAUCGCCAAGCGGGACAUAUUUCUUGUUGAUUGUUAAUAAUGUGCUCCCCCGAAAGUUUUGCGCAUUUUUUGCAUACAACUAUUGCACGGCAUUUUUUUAUACGAAGAAAUGGCGAAACGUGCUCUGGGAAGCAAAUUAUCAAAAAUCAACGAAAAUUAUAAGCGACUUCUAAUUUGCACUUUGUUACCUUAAAAUUUAAUGGGUUUUAAUACUAUGUAUUGUAACAAAUUUAAAAAAAAAAUGUUGAUGAAAAUUUGACUGAAAAUCAACGAAAAUUAUGGGCUAUAAGCAAGGCGCAUUUAUUCAAGAUGAUGACAUUCACGGAACAUCAACAUUUUUGAAAUUAGGAAUGUCAAGAAAAAGGGAUUAAAGAAUGGAAUGACUAACAAAUAGAUAAAAUUAGCUUGUCGCGCAUUAACAACACAGUAACAUCUUUCCGUCAAUCCGUUUUACUGGCAUUUCUAAAUUAAAGGCGAAAUGAAGAAGCAGAAAUCAACUACGCUAAUAACAUCACUUUCUAUGGAUACGCCUUAAGCUAAAAAACUACGUACUCAAAUGUUAAAAAAGGAGUUUUAAAGUAAAUUUUGCCGUACGAACAAGAGAAGUUAAAAUAAAUAAAUAAAUAAUGGGCGCGUACACUUCUGUUAGUUGUUUGGCCCAGCUUCUACUCCUAUUUGCGGCGUGCGUCUUGAUGUUGUUCUAAUGAGAAGUUAGGUUAGGGUUAUUUAAACAUUGGAAGCUAAUGAAAGAAAGAAUAAAAAAAGUCGUGGUUUGUAAAUAAAUAAACAAAUUAGAUGAAAAAAACUAAAAUGAUGUCAGUUUAAAAACAAGUUCUGUCAAAUUAAACCAUAACCGAGUAACCGAAUCGCAAUAUGCGCAACCUUCUGUAUUCUCUCAGCUAUAGUAUCAACCUGCUUUUCUCCCCAAGUGCAAAAAAGAAAAACCGCUGACUCCUAAAAUUAUGCCACGUUGAAUAAUUCCUUAAACUCCAACUGAUUUGAUCAAUUUUAUGUUGGAACCGUUAUUUCAUUAUAUUUUUACAUACAAUUUUGUUGCUACUCACAAUAAACAACUAAAAGUAUAGUCCAUCUUUAUGCUAAGCUAAAAUAUCUAAAAUCUCUAUGCGUAAAUACUUAAUUCAUAGAAUAAAUGUUACAUAAUCCUUUACACAUACAUAUGGAAGAAAUUACAUACAUAUAUGUAACUCAAUAUCAUUAUUCGCUAGCAGUUGUUAACAACUAUUUUAAAAAAUUAUGUACAUACCAACAAAUAACAAAAAUACAAAAUUGCUUUCAAAAAGUUUUGCAUACACCCAUGUGUAUGCAUGUAGGUAACAUUAAAGUCUUUCUGUUUCUUCUUAAUCUUUUAAAUUGUAUUUUCUUUCUGUUCAACUUCUUCUUUUGCUUUUUUCACCUUACCGCACUAAUUUUUGUCAUUGCUAAAACUUCCACAUUUUUUCCGCAAACUCACCACCAAUUGGCUACCCAUUUAAACGAAUAAAAUAAACCCUACGCAAAUUCUUUAUAUUUCCUCUUUUCUAUGUAUAUUUCUAGAAAGGGUGGUGCCUUCCGCAACAUUUACAUAGACUUCUAGACCAAAGAAAAACUAAAUAAAACAAAAAAAAUGAAAACAAAAAAA